Penicillium odoratum is the source of this 1764-nucleotide messenger RNA. RefSeq names its product VOC family protein. NCBI's taxonomy places the organism in Eukaryota, Fungi, Ascomycota, Eurotiomycetes, Eurotiales, Aspergillaceae. Bases 1 to 1764 code for a protein of 587 amino acids. The transcript is spliced from 2 exons. The record is from RefSeq and is a predicted model, not a curated record.
AUGCCUGUCUCACACUUGACCUUGACAGUCUCACACCUCCCGACCUCUACCUCAUUUUUUUUGUCAUGUCUGCAGCCCCUUGGGUACCAAUUUAUUGGUCGGCACGAUGACUAUAUAGGUUUUGGUCAGAAGCAGGGGGAACCUGCUGAUUUCUGGGUCACCGAACGGAAGCCAGGAGGUCCUCCUAGUGCCGUCCAUGUGGCAUUCCCAGCCCCGUCCAGAGAUGCCGUGGGCUCUUUCUUCAUCUCCGCCCUGAAGGCCGGUGGAACGAUUCAUAACGAGCCCAAAUGCAGGGAUUCUCAGACGGGCUUCUUCAGUGCCGCCGUGAUCGACUUGGAUGGCAACAGCAUCGAAGCAGUGUACCGGACAGGUGGCUCAGUGGUUGCAUCGGAGGCUGGACCAACAAUUGCCUUGCUGGAGAAUGGGUCGGUGGUCUCCAAGGCCUCCAAGAGUAGUAGAGCCACCUCUGUCAGGUCCGAGAGCAUUGCAACUCCUAGAUCGGAGGCCAAGUCUCGUGCGGUCACUGCGGUGUCCAGAGCGCCUACUAGCGUGGCACCAUCUUCCAUUGCCCCCACCGCUUAUGAGCGUGAGUCCACUUACGAGCGCGAGCGUUAUGCGCCAUCGGCUGUGUCUCGUCCGUCGCAACCCGCACCACCAACCUACACUGUGCAGACGGUCCAGACGGUCCAGAAGCCGGUUGAUGACGGCAGUAAAGCAGCAAAGACGAUUAUUGGUACUCUCAUCGGGGCCGCAGCUGGCGCGGCAAUCGCAUACGCGAUGGUCAAGGGUGACUCUGAGUCCUCUUCCGAUGCGAAUACCAGCAAUCCUUCGCCGCAAUAUACGCCGGAGCAUCACCAGCUGAUGGGACCUCCGUCGCAGGUUUCCCAAUCGGAAGGACAGAGGUACCGGGCCCUCGAAGGGCCUUCAACGCGCAGUGUCUACACGGCGGCGUCAGCCCCUAGGUCCACACUUAGUCGCAGCCAGACGUCCAAGAAUCCACGUGCCAGUACUAUCUACGAAGGUACUGAAUUCUUCGAUGACCAUGGCCGCGGCGCCUCGGACGGCAGUGUCUUCAGUAUCCCUGAACAUGGACCUCUCCGAGCCAUUGAGUACCCCGCCUCUCAUAACGAAUGGCGUGAUGAAUACAGUCCCAGCACCUUUAUCAGUAGCUAUGCAGCGGAUAAGCCACGCGCUGGCAGCGUGCACUCCGUCUCCACCAUCAAAGCCUCCCAAGCCAACGGCCAACGCCGACACAGCCACGACGACAGAGACACAUAUUCCACCCACAGCAACGGCUCGAAAGCCCACCGCGCAGCCUCCUCCCACGGUCACAGCCACCACUCCACCAAGUCCGUCAAGGACAACGGCAGUGUCGCUUCUUCUAUCCGUUCGGCACGCAAUAUCCCGCUGCCCGCGGGCUCCAAAGCGACAUACUAUUCUGCUACUCCUAGCGAGCAUGGCAAGUCACAUCUCUCGGCUCGCAAUGUCCCACUUCCUGAUAGUGUGAUUGACCUUGAUGUGAACUCCCAUGUCUCGCCGAAUGACUCCGUCAGCCAGAUUGGUAGUCGUCCUGCUCGGUCCUCCCACUCCCACCACUCUAAACACUCCAAGUCAUCGAAACAUUCCUCCAAGCCUAAGUUUGAGGAUGUGGUGAAGCCGGCUGAUAGUGUGAGUCAAGUUUCGCGGACUUCGCAGCGCACUAUCAAGGCUGAGGAGAAUCGAGCUGCCUCGAGGGUGAGCAGCUGGCGGAGCCAGGUUGUGUGA